Belonocnema kinseyi is the source of this 2949-nucleotide messenger RNA. RefSeq lists its product as uncharacterized. The transcript is spliced from 2 exons. Lineage: Eukaryota; Metazoa; Arthropoda; Insecta; Hymenoptera; Cynipidae. The coding region runs from base 429 to 1688 and encodes 419 amino acids. The record is from RefSeq and is a predicted model, not a curated record. Gene Ontology annotation, cellular component: cytoplasm; nucleus.
GCAACAACGUCACACGGUCACACGCAGCCUAUCGACGAUGGACGACCUUUAAGUGGCUUGAAAAUCUUAUAUGUCGUCGGCUGAUUUUCCUUUUGUUCGUUUGUCUGCGAGAUAUCUUGAUAAAUCCGAAAGUGUUUUUCUUUAAAUCGAGGUUGUGGAAAAGCGGCGGAAUUGAAGAAGAUACUGAUGUAAAAUCGAGAAUAUCGGAGCGAGAGUUCACCAAUGAAAGGCACUUUUAUCAGUUUUUUAAAUCGUCCCACCAGAAAUACCUCUACAUCUGAACCAACUCGAAGAAAUCUGACUGGUUGAACUCGAGUAGUUGGACUCGCAUGCCCGGCGUGUAUCCUUAAAUACAUAUUUUGAACUUCGACCACAAUCAUGAAUCACUGCCUAGAUGAUUGUUUGUGCCUCGCUCAAAAUCUUCUGUUAUGCCCAAGUCCAAGAAAAAGUCUUACCUUACGAAGGUAAGGGAAAUGCGAGAGUACCGACGCCUGAAACUGAUGUCAGAAACAGCAGAGGAACGUGCUCUCAGAUUAUACACAGCCGCAGAAAGGAUGAAGAACUCCAGGGCGAAAGAAACCGAGGAACAAGCAGCAAUCCGAAGAAUGCAGGAAGCUCAACGAAUGGCCAGACACCGGGCCAAGAAGAAGCGCUGCCUUGACGAGAAUCUCGCGAGGGAAAUCUCAAAAAUCGCCGAGCUUUCCAAAAUGCCAGAUGCAGCGACAAUCGCUGAGAUGUCCGAGCUCAACAUGAACAAAAUUUCAGCAGAGCUCAAACAAAUGAUGGAACGAGGAAAAGUCCCAGAGCACAUCGUCCAAAUGGCUCAACUCGCCGAGUUCAGCAAAAUGACCGAGCUCAAAAUGAACCAAGACAUGGCAAAACGCUACGAGAUGGAGAAGAUGGCUGAAUACGCAAAGACCACUGAGUACAUGAAAAUGCAAAUGCAGAUGAACGAAAUCGCCAAGAUGAACGAGAUGGUCAAGUACUCGGAGAUGGCCAAAUAUAAUGAUAUUUCGAAGAUGAACGAGAUCGCCAAGAUGAACGAGAUGAUGAAGAUGUCCCAGAUGGCGAAGAUCAACGAAGUCCAGAGGAUGAAUGAGAUAGCGAAGCUAAACGAAAUGGUCAAGAUGACUGAAAUGGUCAAAUACAAUAACGACAUCACUAAGCUUAAUGAGAUUGCUCAGAUUAACGAAAUGGCCAAGGAAAUUGCCAAGAUUAACGAGAAAACAAAGAUGAACGAGAUGAUCAAGAUGGCUAAUAUGCAGAACGACAUCACAAAAAUGCCCGAGUACUCAAAGAUGGCUGAGAUGGCUAAACUUACGGAACUCGCGAAGCUGAACGAAAUUACGAUAACGAAGUUGAAUGACCCUCCUCCUCCUCCGAAACAAGAAGUGCCCAGAAUUCCAGAACCUGUGAUCACAGUGCCAAACCCGAGGAAUCUGCAGAAUGUGCAGAGCGUUCAGGUUGCGCCUCAAGCCAGCCCAUCGAGUACGAUUAAUUUUCCGUCAGUGCCUGGCCAGGGCAAAUACGCCCAGUUGUUGGUCAUCAUCGAGGAACUCGGUAGGGAUAUUCGCCUUUCGUAUGCAGGAAGUCGCAGCGCUGCUGAGAGACUCAAGAUGGGCAUCCAGCACGCGAGGAUUCUCGUGCGGGAGUGUCUACUUGAAACUGAACACAACGCUCGGCAAUGAUCUAUCUAUAGUGGGUAGAAUUUGAGGAAUUAUUUUUUUAAAUAAGGAUAUUUAGAAUUAUCGGGACGCUACUCGAAAUUUUCAGGGAUUUUUUUACCUUUUAUAUUGGCUGGAUGGCCACUAAUCGGGAAAUUAUUGUAGAAUACAAAGGACAAAUUUGUCUUUUCUAGGAAAGCGCUAAAACAUAUAUGCCUUAAUAUGCUUUUCCUAUAAAUUAACGUUACUACUCGGAUCAUGCAAGUAUAAAUAAAAAUAAAAUAUAUGGUUCUCAAAUCCUCACAGCUGUUACAUUAAUACCUCAUUUUUCUGAAAAUAAUUUGGUAAAAGUAAUUAUUAUGAAUGUAAGUUUAAAAGUAAACUCAUCCAAAUUUAAAAAAUUUCAUUUUUUAAGGCUUGGAACUUAUUUAAACAAACUCGGAAAAGACUGGAUAUUUUUCCCCAAGAUUUCGGUGGCCGUUCUGCAUUUGGGAACUUUUUAAGUUUGUCUUUUUAUUUUUAAGAUUUUGUAGAAUCCAGAGGAAAAAACUAAGUUUCUUUCUCUGUUAAAAAUAAGAUUUUUUGUUUAGUAUCUCCUGAAAGAAAUUAAAUCCUUGGCAGGAAGGCAAAAGUUAUAAUCGAGAAGCGUCCUAAGAUAUUUCCCAAAGGUGCGCCUUACGAUAAAAAGAAAGAUGUGCGCCUUGUAAUCUAACAAUCGUAAUUUACGGAUUUAUUUUGUCGUCGCGCAGCUUACUUUAAACUUAAAGUUUAAAGUAGCCGCUAUUUAUAUAGAAUUUUGGUAAGCGUAGUCUUCGGAUAGAAAUCCUUUCGUAAAGAAUCUUCUAGCCUCUUAGAUCGGAGUCGAGGAAUUCUUUUUAAAUUCUUUUACUAUUGGUGAAUUAUACAUAAUGUUACAAAAUAUUAACUCUGUAAAACUCUACUACAUGCCUCAGUGCGAAAGAGACAUGUUUUGUAUCUAGAUAUUGAUGUUUUGUUGUUGAAGGUAAAUAGUGAUAGGAAAUUUUGUAUUUGAGUUGGAUGAUUCAAAUUCUCGAGAGUCGUGAGAAUUGUGAGUUUUAGAAUUGAAUUAUCGAGUUUAGGUUUCAAAUUUAGUUUGGAAUUUUCGAUGAUGAUAGAAAAAUUUAUUUUAUUUAAUACGAUAGAUAUAUUAUAUUUACAUAUGGUUAUACAAACCGAGAGGAAAUUUGAUAAAAACGAGAAUAAUGUACGCCUAAGGGCUGAGAAUGUAAAGUAUCAUUGAAUAAAAAAUCAAUUUUAUAAGAGA